Solea solea (common sole) is the source of this 2659-nucleotide messenger RNA. It is a transcript of the gene slc27a4, whose product is annotated as solute carrier family 27 member 4. Gene Ontology annotation, molecular function: long-chain fatty acid-CoA ligase activity; long-chain fatty acid transmembrane transporter activity. Gene Ontology annotation, cellular component: plasma membrane; microvillus; endoplasmic reticulum membrane. The transcript is spliced from 14 exons. Bases 518 to 2449 code for a protein of 643 amino acids. The record is from RefSeq and is a predicted model, not a curated record. Lineage: Eukaryota; Metazoa; Chordata; Actinopteri; Pleuronectiformes; Soleidae. Gene Ontology annotation, biological process: long-chain fatty acid import into cell; very long-chain fatty acid catabolic process; response to nutrient.
GCAGUCAUCUAUUGGCGCACGCACCCGUCCGUCAGCACUUAUUCCUCAUACACUGAUGCUACGUUGACGGUGGUGGGCGGGCGCAGCUAAGAAAAUUAUAAGGUCAUUUGAAUUAGGCUUGCUAGCGAGGUUAUCGGCUGCAAUGAUCACUGAAAUCAUAUAAGUGGUUGUGACAAAUGAACGGACGAUGAUCACAGUGUCAGAGUCGACGCUCACAGUCGGGACGAACUGACUCCAGAUCCUCCGGAGGAGAGGGGAGAAGACGAGCGGCAGCAGCAGCACCGGCGGCGGCGGCGGCGGCAGCAGCAGUAGUGUGGUAUUAACACCAGGAGAGGAUCCCGGUGCGUGCGUCUGUCUCUCUGUGCGUUUCUGUGAGAGAUUCUGUCAAAGCCAGAGCAGCGGAGGUGGCGGUCAGGCUAGCUCAUAAGCCGAUCAAGGUGGAAACGCACACAGCGAGGUUUCACGUCAGGGAUUUCUACGCAUCUUCAUGCUGUAACGGUGUGAGACCAGUGCGAGGAUGAUGCGAUUAGGGUGCUGCACAGCCCUGCUGUUCGUGUUGAGGCUGCUGGUGGGCUUGCCUUGGUUCCAGGUUAUUCCGGCCAUCCUGAUCUUCUACCUCGGAAGCGGAGGAUGGAGCUUCCUGCAGAUUUUUGCCAAAACAAUUGGCAGAGACUUACAUGCGGCAGGUGUGUUAUUGCGAGUGAAGAUGAAUGUCAGGCGACAUCUCAAAGAGAAGAACACAAUUCCCAAGAUCUUUGCGGAAACGGUGCGCCGCCACGGGGACAAAGCGGCGCUCAUCUUCGAGGGGACCGGCGAGAAGUGGACCUUCCGGCAGUUAGACGAGUAUUCCAACAGAGUGGCCAACCUGCUGCUACAGCGGGGUUUCAAGGAGGGUGAUGUGGUGGCUCUCUUCAUGGAGAACCGGUCCCAGUACGUGGGUCUGUGGCUGGGAAUGGCCAAGAUUGGAGUCGAGGCUGCUCUCAUCAACUUCAAUUUAAGACUGGAGGCCUUGGUCCACUGUGUCACCAUCUCCAAUGCCAAGGCUGUGGUGUUUGGGUCAGAGCUGACUGACGCCGUUUCCGAGAUCCACAGUUCAAUGGGGAAGGCGGUGCAGAUGUUCUGCUCUGGAGACUGGGACCCCAAACGAGUCCCACAGGGAACGGAGUGCCUAGAGACCCUGCUGCCCAGUGCCCCGUCUCACCUGCCCAGCCGACCCCUGCGUGGCUUCACAGAUCGCCUGUUCUACAUCUACACGUCAGGAACCACUGGGAUGCCUAAAGCCGCUAUUGUUGUGCACAGCAGGUACUACCGCAUGGCAGCUUUGGUUUAUUAUGGCUUUAGGAUGACAUCAGACGAUGUGCUGUAUGAUUGCCUUCCACUCUACCACUCUGCAGGAAACAUUGUGGGAGUGGGCCAGUGUCUUAUACACGGCAUGACUGUAGUCAUCAGAAAGAAGUUCUCUGCCUCGCGUUUCUGGGACGACUGUGUCAAGUACAACUGCACUAUUGUGCAGUACAUUGGCGAGAUCUGCAGAUACCUGCUCAACCAGCCAGUUCGCGACACGGAGCAGCAACAUCGGGUGCGCAUGGCGCUGGGUAACGGCCUUCGUCAGUCCAUAUGGGAAGAGUUCAUGAACCGCUUCAACAUCCCGCAGAUUGCAGAGUUUUAUGGAGCGACAGAGUGCAACUGCAGCCUGGGCAACUUUGAUAACAAGGUUGGAGCGUGUGGCUUCAACAGUCAGAUUUUACCCUAUGUCUACCCUAUCAGGCUGGUGAGGGUUGAUGAAGAGACCAUGGAACUCAUUAGGGGACCUGACGGUGUUUGCAUUCCCUGUAAACCUGGUGAGCCUGGCCAGCUGGUAGGCAGGAUCAUUCAGAAUGACCCUCUUAGGAGGUUUGAUGGUUAUGUCAACCAAUCAGCAACCAGCAAGAAGAUUGCUCAAAGUGUUUUCAAGAAGGGAGACAGUGCCUAUCUCUCUGGUGAUGUGCUGAUCAUGGACAAGCACGGUCACAUGUACUUCAAGGACCGCACAGGAGACACUUUCCGCUGGAAAGGAGAGAACGUCUCUACGACAGAGGUUGAGGGGACACUCAGCAGGCUCCUAGACAUGAAAGACGUCGUCGUGUAUGGCGUGGAAGUGCCAGGAGCAGAGGGAAAGGCCGGGAUGGCAGCCGUCGCUGAUCCGUCUCACACCUCAGACCUGGAGAAGUUGGUGAAGGACAUGGAGAAGGCGCUUCCUCCGUACGCCAGACCCGUUUUCCUUCGCUUUCUCCCCGAGGUCAACAAGACAGGAACAUUUAAGUUUCAGAAGACAGAGUUGCGUAGAGACGGCUUUGACCCGAGCACCACAUCGGACAGACUCUACUUCCUGGAUUCCAGCAGAGGGCGCUAUGUGCGGCUGGACGAUACGUUUUACCACUCGAUACUGUCAGGGAAACACAAAUUGUGAUGCCGAGGCUGAACCGCUAGAUUUACACAUGUACACACGGACACUCGCAUACACAAACACAUGCAGAGAAAGAGACAAGGGGGAAAAUUGUAAGAGCAGGAAACCUGAAUGCACAACCCGGUCCCUCAUUUACUCUACUCCACACAUAUAAUAAAAAUAAUAAUAAUACACAUACAAUGAUAGCCAUACUCGUUCUGUGCACACAUUCAA